AUGGCUUCUCAAGUCACUGCAAGACAUUUUCAUCCUCAUUCGUGCUUAAAUCCAGUUGAUUCACUUCACAAGAUGCAUCUAAACCAGCACAAAGGUCUGUUGAAGAAAAUGUAUAUGCCUUUUGUGCGGGGACCUGAAGACAGACAUUUCUUUGCCAGUUUCCAAGAAAAGGACAGUAAUGCUUUUCUUAAAUCCAAUCCUUUCCUUCCUCCUGAAGAUAAAAGCUACUUUUUAGCGCCACAUCGGGAUGAUGUGCCAAUAAUCAACUCUUAUUCAGGAACUGUGAGUCCAGGAGCUAAAGCUGACUGGCAAAUCUUGGACAACAGAGCCUAUGCAUCCCUACAAGAUGGCAAAGAUAUGCAUUCUUCACAGUGGGCACCUGCAUUUCACAGGAGAGUCCAGGCUGCUGAUAGAAGACCCUUACUACUGUUGAGAGAAAUAAAUCAGGACCAACGGUGGAAUUCUAGAGCAGUACCUGAUAUUUCUCUCAGAUCAAGACUUGGAGGAUGGACAAGUCCAGUAAAAGUUAUGCCAAAUCCACCUCAAACCAAAGAAAAUUUUACACCUCAUACAUUUGUAUUUCAUGUGGACCCAGAUAUUCAG
Python bivittatus (Burmese python) is the source of this 603-nucleotide messenger RNA. The record is from RefSeq and is a predicted model, not a curated record. Lineage: Eukaryota; Metazoa; Chordata; Lepidosauria; Squamata; Pythonidae.